AUGAGUAUAUGUAUUGGUAUCAUAUAUAUAUAACCCUGGUGUUUAGGUACAUUUCUCUGUAUGUAAUGUAAAAUAUAUUUAUGCUAUUGUCAUAAGGAACACUAUAGUAAAACAUGUUGUGCAUGCUGGAGUGCAGAUGCAGAGAUGUGCAUGUUUGUCUUCAGAUGAUGGAAAGUAGCUCAGAUUUGCAAUAAACAAGACAACACUUUUCUUCAGAGAUGGACGGUAAUGAUGCCGUUUUCCUUCCGUCUCAACACAGAUGUAGUGUUUGUGAGAGUCUGACUGAACAUGCAGUCCUCUGUCUCCAAUGACCAGACAGUUCAUUAGAGGAUGUGUGGGUGAAAAGGCAUUACAGUCUUUUGAGUUACACAACAAAAUGCGUCACUGUAAAGUGUUUUGUUCGUUCUGUUUUUUCUUCGUUUCUUUCCAGGCUCAUUUUGUCGUUACGGAUCUAUGCCAGUCCUCCGACCGAGCAGAAGAAACCUGGACAGCUACCUUACCACUUCAUCGGCAAACAGUGAUCUUUAUGCUCAUGUGGAAGUUCGUGGAGAAGAUGAGGUGUUUCAGGAAACGCUCCAUGUUCCCCUUCCUCGGCUUCCUCAUCGCCUUCCUCCUCUUCUUCAACCUUUACAUGGACGAUGGAUUUGUGCUGGAAGCUGAAAAGAGGCAGCUGGGAGAGACGCUGAUGCAUCCUUCAACCUCUGAGCGAUACGUCCACACGUUCACAGAUCUGUCCAAUUUCUCCGGGACUAUUAACGUGACGUAUCGCUACCUCGCGGGAAUUCCUUUGCCGCGAAAAAAGUAUCUCACCAUUGGUUUGUCUUCUGUCAAGAGGAAAAAGGGGAACUACCUCCUGGAGACGAUCAAGUCCAUCUUUGAUCAGUCCAGUUACGAGGAGCUCAAAGAGAUCGUGGUCGUGGUCCACCUGGCAGACUUUGACCUGGCCUGGUGUGAGAACCUGGUGCAGGAAAUCACCAGGAAGUUUGCCCACCACAUCAUAGCCGGACGCCUCCUGGUGAUCCAGGCCCCAGAGGAGUACUAUCCGUCUCUGGACGGGCUGAAAAGGAACUAUAACGACCCGGAGGACCGGGUCCGUUUCCGCUCCAAGCAGAACGUGGACUACGCUUUCCUCCUCAACUUCUGCACAAACCUCUCUCACUUCUACAUGAUGCUAGAGGACGACGUGCGCUGCUCCAGGAACUUCCUGACGGCGCUGAAGAAGGUGAUCACCUCCAGGGAAGGUUCCUACUGGGUGAUGCUGGAGUUCUCCAAGCUGGGCUACAUCGGGAAGCUGUACCACUCCAGGGACCUGCCACGUCUGGCUCAUUUCCUCCUCAUGUUCUACCAGGAAAUGCCCUGCGACUGGCUCCUCAUCCACUUCAGGGGUCUGCUGGCCCAGAAGGACGUGAUCCGCUUCAAGCCCUCGCUGUUCCAGCACAUGGGCUACUACUCCUCUUACAAAGGAGCCGAGAACAAGCUGAAGGACGACGACUUCGAGGAAGACUCCAUAGACAUUCCUGACAACCCUCCCGCCAGCAUGUACACAAACAUCAACGUCUUUGAAAACUACGACGCCACCAAGGCGUACAGCACCGUCGAUGAGUAUUUCUGGGGGAAGCCUCCGUGCACGGGAGACUUCUUUCUCAUCAUCUUCAACAAAUCGACGAAAAUCAGCAGAAUUAAAAUUGUGACGGGCACGGAGGACAGACAGAACGACGUCCUUCACCACGGGGCUCUGGAGGUGGGACAGAAGGCCGUGGACACUAAACAGGGAAGACAGUGCGCCUCCUACAUCACGUUAGGGGAGUUUAAAGGCGGCGGCAUCGAGGUCGACAGCGUGGACCACAAGAUCGCCUUCGACAUCGAGUGUGUGCGAGUCGUCGUCACCGCCGGCCAGAAAGAAUGGCUCAUCAUCAGAACUAUCAGUUUAUGGACCACGCAGCCCGUGAGCCAGUUUAAGAAGUAACAGAGCGGGUUUUUAUGUCGCCCGUCUGUCUAUACAGUGUUAUUUUUGGACGCUAGUUCAUUCUGGACUACUUCUGGGAAGUUUGUGUUCAUGGGAUUCAAAGCAAUCCAUAUUUUCUUGGGUUGUUUUCAAUGUGAAUGUGUAUUAAAAUGACAGAUUCUGUACAGUAUGGAGCCUUUAUACCGUUGUUCUUUUUCCUAAAUCUCUGUAUAAAAUUGUUCCUACA
This is a messenger RNA of Anarrhichthys ocellatus (wolf-eel), 2192 nucleotides long. RefSeq names its product alpha-1,3-mannosyl-glycoprotein 4-beta-N-acetylglucosaminyltransferase C-like. Gene Ontology annotation, biological process: protein N-linked glycosylation. Gene Ontology annotation, molecular function: acetylglucosaminyltransferase activity. The record is from RefSeq and is a predicted model, not a curated record. The coding region runs from base 308 to 1966 and encodes 552 amino acids. The transcript is spliced from 4 exons. NCBI's taxonomy places the organism in Eukaryota, Metazoa, Chordata, Actinopteri, Perciformes, Anarhichadidae.